GGAAGUCAUGUGAGCGGGGACCUAUGGCGGUUAUGACCAAAAGCUUGUAUUGAAAACGCUGAUGACCUGCCACUGUCAUCAUUACUUGCGAGGAAAUAUUCAUCUGAUUUGUUGCUCCGUUUAGAUGUCAUCGCGUUUUCCAGAUUAUAGGCUCUGAAUUAAAGUGUUCGUUUAAGAAAUGUUGUAAGGCUUUUAUUCUGCAUUUUCUGUAACGGCAGCUCUUUUAGUUUAAUGUCGCAGAUAGCAGCAGGUCCAGUUAUUUUAUAAGUGCUAGUGAUGCUUGUUUUGGUUAGAAUGCAAACAGAUUUUAAGGCGUCGUUUUGUGUGUUAUAAAACAAGCGAGGAAGUGAUGACCAGCAGCUCUUGGAUGAAACACUGAUACAUUAAUUUAGUGAUACAUUAACUGAACUCUCAUCUAAUGUAUCCGUUUACUCUGAAAACUCACUGAGCUAUUUUCAAGGGUCAGUUUUUAAAGUUCACAGUGUUCUACACUUAAUUUAAUACGGUUUUUGUCAGUUUAAAAAAAAAUGAACACAGAAAAGGAUUUUUCCCCCCUGACCCCUAACAUUGUGAGAGCCCUCAACGACAAACUGUACGAGAAAAGGAAGGUAGCAGCACUCGAGAUUGAAAAGCUUGUACGGGAAUUUGUAGCCCAGAACAACUCUGCACAGAUCAGACAUGUCAUCCAGAUAUUGGCCUCAGAGUUUGCGCUCUCCCAGCACCCUCACAGCAGAAAAGGGGGCCUCAUCGGCCUGGCUGCGUGCUCCAUUGCCCUGGGAAAAGAUUCUGGAUUGUACCUGAAAGAACUCAUUGAUCCAGUUCUUACCUGUUUCAAUGAUUCUGACAGCCGUUUGCGGUACUACGCCUGUGAGGCCCUUUACAAUAUAGUGAAGGUUGCUAGGGGAGCCGUGCUGCCCCACUUCAAUGUGCUGUUUGAUGGGCUUAGUAAGCUUGCUGCAGAUCCUGACCCCAAUGUAAAGAGUGGGUCUGAGCUCCUGGAUCGGCUUCUUAAGGACAUUGUAACCGAGAGUAACAAAUUUGAUCUAGUGGCUUUUGUUCCCCUGUUGCGUGAGAGGAUUUAUUCCAACAACCAGUAUGCCCGCCAAUUCAUUAUCUCCUGGAUCCAUGUGUUAGAGUCAGUACCUGAUAUCAACCUCCUGGACUACCUGCCAGAAAUUCUAGAUGGACUCUUUCAGAUUCUUGGGGACAGCAGCAAAGAGAUCAGACGAAUGUGUGAGGUGGUUUUGGGGGAAUUCCUGAAAGAAAUCAAGAAGAAUCCUUCCAGUGUCAAGUUUGCAGAAAUGGCCAACAUUUUAGUCAUCCACUGUCAAGUGUCAGAUGAAUCAAAAUCCACUAACGAUCUCAUCCAGUUGACGGCUAUGACCUGGAUGAGAGAAUUUAUCCAGCUUGCAGGGAGAGUGGUUCUGCCAUAUUCCUCUGGCAUAUUGACAGCAGUGCUGCCUUGCCUUUCCUAUGAUGAUCGCAAGAAAAGCACUAAAGAGGCUGCCAGUGCAUGUAAUCACAGCCUGAUGAAGCUUGUGACUCCUGAAGAUGAUGAAGAUGGUGAAGACUCACAGACCAAAAUUUCCCCUCCUAGUGACGAGACUCCAUCUAAGAAAGAGGGAGAUCUGAAUGAUUCCCUCAAUGAGUCACAGGAGUCAGUGGGUUUCAGCAACAUUUCUUUCUUUACACCAGCAAGUUCUGACAGGUCUACUGUUACUUUGGACCUGGAUGGCAUAGUACAGGUACUGGACCGACAUUUACACGAUUCAUCCACUGGAAUGAUGACUCGCAUUGCUGUGUUGAAGUGGCUCUACCAUCUCUACAUCAAGACCCCUUGCAAGAUGUUCAAGCACACAGAUAGUUUGUUUCCCAUGCUACUGAAGACAUUGUCAGACGAGUCUGAUGAAGUGAUUUUAAAAGACCUAGAGGUUUUAGCAGAGAUUGCAUCAUCGCCUGCUGGACAGACGGACACUUCUGGAUCAUGUGACAACUUGGAUAGCAAAUCGCAACUCCUUAUACCAGGCGGAGUCAAAGAUGGGCAGCAAAUGGUGGUGGGAUCGAAGAUGGCUGACUUGUCUCCCUCCACCCCGAGCAUGAAUUCAUACUUCUACAAGUUCAUGAUUAAUUUGCUAAAACGCUUCAGUUUAGAGAGGAAACUUCUAGAAAUGAGGGGAGCCUUCAUUAUCAGACAGUUAUGUCUCCUCCUGCACGCGGAAAACAUAUUCCACUCUAUGGCAGACAUUUUACUCAAGGAGGAAGAUUUGAAAUUUGCUUCCACCAUGGUGCAAACACUUAACACUAUUCUGCUUACCUCUGCUGAACUGUUCCAGCUGCGAAACCAGCUCAAAGACCUACACACCCAGGAGAGCUGUGCCCUUUUCUGCUGCCUCUAUCGCUCUUGGUGUCACAAUCCAGUGGCCACCGUGUCCCUCUGCUUCCUGACCCAGAACUAUCGCCAUGCCUAUGACCUCAUCCAGAAGUUUGGAGAUCUGGAGGUGACUGUGGACUUCCUUAUGGAGGUGGAUAAACUCGUGCAGCUAAUUGAGAGCCCCAUCUUUACCUAUCUCCGUUUGCAGUUACUGGAUGUAGAGCAUAACCCUUAUCUCAUCAAAGCUCUGUACGGCCUGCUGAUGCUGCUUCCUCAGAGUCAAGCAUUCCAACUGCUUUCACAUCGGCUGAGCUGUGUGCCAAACCCUGAACUCAUGAGGACUGUGGAAGAUCCAAAGGCACCUGUCAAGGACAAACGAUUAGCCCAGCCACACAUAGACUACAGUGAACUGCUCCAGCACUUUGAGCGAGUCCAGAGCAAACAUCUGGAAGUGAGGCAUCAGAGGGCAGGCCGCUCAGAGCACCCAGACAGAAAGCUUAUGUAGUGAAUGAAGUGCAAAUUCCAUGAACUGCAGUCUCAGCAGGGCCUGCAGUUGGCAUCCCCAUUCAACUCUUGUGUUUUUUUUAUGUAUUCAAGCUACUGCAUGCACGAGGGACUUUUUGUGUCUUAUACUUUUUUUAUGAUACUUAAAGUGCUUUAUGUUAAGGUGCUGGAGAUUGUAUAGUACAUGAAUACUUGAACGAAAUUUAAUAUCUGUUACAGAUUAUGGUCCAAUAAUUAUAUCAUUCCCAAGCAAAUGGAAUCCUCUCCAGAUCAUUUAUAAAGAACACCUUGCAUGUGCCCCUAUAUGUUAAUGAGGUACUUUUAAUCUAAAAUAUGAAUAUACAGACAUCUGCUCAUGAUUUGCACUGUAAAUGAGUCUGUCUUAGGUGGAUAUUUAUCUUUUUUCUUUGUUUUGCAAUUUAACUAGAUUUUAUCUCUUACAGAAACCAUACCCAACAUAAUUCACUAUUGGCCUAACAUGCAAACCUUAGUAAUUUCUCUGUAAUGUGAAAACAAAAGUUACAAUAAAGUGGAACGUGUAUAAUACUUUUCUUUCUAAAUAAU
Xyrauchen texanus (razorback sucker) is the source of this 3439-nucleotide messenger RNA. It is a transcript of the gene vac14, whose product is annotated as vac14 homolog (S. cerevisiae). Lineage: Eukaryota; Metazoa; Chordata; Actinopteri; Cypriniformes; Catostomidae. Gene Ontology annotation, biological process: phosphatidylinositol biosynthetic process; positive regulation of kinase activity. The transcript is spliced from 19 exons. The record is from RefSeq and is a predicted model, not a curated record. The coding region runs from base 528 to 2876 and encodes 782 amino acids. Gene Ontology annotation, cellular component: endosome membrane; PAS complex.